Drosophila innubila is the source of this 3787-nucleotide messenger RNA. Its product is annotated as M protein, serotype 49. Gene Ontology annotation, cellular component: centrosome; centriole. Gene Ontology annotation, biological process: establishment of cell polarity; neuron migration; centrosome cycle. Bases 1 to 3603 code for a protein of 1200 amino acids. Lineage: Eukaryota; Metazoa; Arthropoda; Insecta; Diptera; Drosophilidae. The record is from RefSeq and is a predicted model, not a curated record. The transcript has 9 exons.
AUGAAAACUGAAAAUUUCUUCAAGUACGGCGCCCCUUUGUACAACUUGAAAAGUACUCGCGCUCAUUCACAAACCCAACCGCAGAGUGUCGGCAACAGCAACAGCAACAUCAACGGCAACAGCAACCUUAGCAAUUUGACAUCGUUGUUGACAAGCGAGAAUUUGCGUAAUCUGACGCAAAACCGCGGAUCCGGUUAUUCCGAUAGGGAGAGCAUCUGCAGCGUCAGCAGCGCCGCGGGCAGGAUUAAACGCCGAUCAAGGAACUUCUCGAUGAAGUCCUCGAAGGGCAUCAGCAAGAAGAGCAAGACCAUGGAUUAUACCAAUUAUGCGUAUAAUGAGGCGGUGGGUCGCCUCAAGGUAAUGCUGGCCGACAAUUCGUACGUGGCCACGCCCAAAAUGGUCAACAGUGCCGCCGCCUAUCUGCGCAACUUCAAUGAGGACUCAGGCGAUAAUUUCUCGGAUAAUUUAUCGGUCAUCGAAAGACCCGUCUUCUCGGACAUUUCCAAGUAUCUGUCGCCCAGUCAGAAGUCGCGGAUGAGCACGUAUCGUCCGAAAAAGAGUUAUACAACUGGCUAUCUCUCUGCAUCCAAGGAGAAUCUGGCCAGCACACCAACUCUCUAUCCCAGCAGUGUGCCGGUGACAACUCUUCCCACGGAUAGCGUUCAAGCGCCGCUGGAGAUCUUUAAUUUCAUUGAGAAGCAAGAGGACUAUAUUGAACAGCUGGAGAAGGAGUCCAAGUACUGUCGCAACGAGUUGACCAAUUUGCUGGGCAAGGUCAAGGAUGUGAUCAAUGAGAACGAACAUCUAACGGAGAAUGCACGUACUGAGCUGGCGGCAAUGGGAAGUGGCACGUCCAAGCCAUUGUCGCAACCGGCCGCAAUUACCACCAGUCCCUCCUCGGAUAGCGAUGAGCACUUGCUCUAUGCCGGCCGCAAGACUCCAAGCACACCACGUAAGAGCAAUUUGAAGGUCCAAUCGCCACGCUAUGCCAGUGCACCGAACAUUGUCUAUGAGGCACGUAUCAGCGAAUUGGAGGCCGAGCUAAUGCAGGCCAACAUCGAUCUGAAACGCGUCAGAACCGAAAAUGAGGAGCUCAAGCGAAAGUUGGCUCACACGGAUCCCCUAAGCGCCGUCGCCACUCUGGGCAGCAACAACUGUGAGACUCAUCGCAAACAGCUGGAAAUGAUGCAGCAGGAUAAAUCAGCUCUUGAAGAGUCUGUGCGUCAACUGCAACGCAUGCUGGACGAGGCCAAGUCCCAGCAUCACAACAGCGCCAGCUCCAAGCGUUACAUUAGCGAUCUCGUCCAAAUGGAACGCUCCCAGGCAGAGCUGGAGGUUCGUCAUCUUCGGGAUGAGCUGGACAGACAGCACGAGCGUGUGCGGGAACUGCAACACGAGAUGGCCCGACGUUUGGCCGACGAGCGAGCAAACGCGGAGAGACGUUAUAAUAGUCAGGUGGAUCAGCUGGGCGGGGAUCUGAGCAGCCAGUGGGAGCAGGUGGCAAAGUUGCAGUUGGAGCUGGAACGCCAGAAGCGCUACGAAACCGAUCUGAAACGUGAUGUAACCAAUCGUAAUUCUCAAAUCGAGGAGCUGAAAAUGGAAUUGCGUGCAAAUCGCACCACUUUUCUGGCUGACAUGGCCCAGGUCAAUGCGGAGAAACAAUCGCUGGAGCAGGAGAUCACCUCGUUGCGUCUACAGUUGGAUCGGGCGGCACGUGAGAACAAGACGGAGGCAGCUCGUCUAAAUGCGGAGAUCAAUUCGCUGCGUCAGCGUCUGGAUCGAGGAGAUGCUGAUCUGCUGCAUUCGAAGCGAGAGGUUUUGCGUUUGAACGAUGAGAUUGCAAAUCUGGAGAAGGAGCUUGCUUAUGGGGAGCUGAAGAACGAAAUACGACCCACCAAAAAGGACUUGGACAAAAGAAUUUCCGAAAUGCAGGAUAAACAUGCGGAAACGGUGAAUGAGCUCGAAGAAAUGAUAACGUCUCAGAAGCAACUCAUGGAUAAACUGACGAAUGAGUGUAAAACGUUAACCGGAAAAUUAGAGGAUACAAGCUAUAAGCACAAAGAGGAAAUAUCUGCUUUACAAUCGAAUCUAGAGUAUUUAUCUAAUCGCAUGUUAAGCAAUGAAGAGCAUAUGAGUAAAUUAGAUACCACACCACAUGAUUAUACUAGCUUAGGCGCAGGCAAAGCCGCAUACGAUUACCAGCCGUCCACAUAUGGCACAACAAUUGAACCCAUACAAAGCACGACACAACUACACAACAACGUUGACGACGACUACAGCAAGCCAAGCAGCUCCUAUGGUUACGACGCAACAGCAACACCAGCAGCAACAGCAACAGCAACACCAACAGCAGCAACCGCAGCUGCAGCAACAACAUCAGCAGCAGCAGCAGAUAUCAUUGGAGGCGCCAACAAUGGCAACAGCAACACAAUUGCUGGCGCAGCUGCAGCAACGCGCAAGAGCAGCAUCAGCAACGGCAGCGCCAAUAUCCUGUCCGACAGCAGCCACAGUUAUGGACUCAACGAUAACGAUGACGAAAAUCUCAAGGACAACCUUGGCAUGGGCGAAAAGCAGCAGCAGCAACAGCAGCAGGAACUGGAGCAACAACGCGAGCGACAACGGGAACGUGAACGCGAGGAACGAGAUCGGGAGCUACAACAGCUGCGGGAGCAACGUGAAAAGCGUGAACGGGAACGAGAACGUGAACAAACCGAGCAGCAGCAGACGCAGCUCAAUCGACGCUACAGCAAUGCUGAGCAGCAACCACAGCAACAGCAACAGCAACCACAACAGCCACAGCAGCAACAGCUCGGCGAUGCCAGCGUCUCGAAUGCCGGCAGCGCCAAUCUGGCCGCCUACAAUACCGACUACAGUGCCUACGAUCAGCAGCAAUACGAUGCCAGUGCCUACGAUCCCAGCGCCUAUGCCCAGCAGCCCUACGAUGCCCAGCAAUAUGGCUACGAUGCCAAUGCCGGCUAUGACUACAGCGCCGCCGACUAUGGGCAGUCCGGUUACCAAUAUGAUGCCGCGCCAGAAGCAACCACAGCCAACCAGUCACAGUCACAGUCACAGCCACAGUAUCAACCACUGCCACACCCCCAACCAACUCAGCAACUGUUGGCGGUGGCGUCUCCGGCAGCGGUGCCGUGCCCAGCCCAGCAGCGGGCCGCACACAAUCGCGCCCGGGCAGCGGAACUGUGGGGCCAGCAGCUGCAGCUGGAGCCGUCGGCGGCAGCAGAUCCGCUGUGCCACAACAGUCUGCCGCGCCAGCCGCCGGCAAGAAGUAGCUGGAGUCCCGAGUCGACCGACCUCACGCCAAUUGAUCCGCUGCAAUUAGAGUUCAGUAUAAGCAGUCCCAGUCUAAUGCGCUCCACAGACACCUCCAAUCCCGACGAUGAAUCCUGUGCCGACCUAAGUGAAACCUUUGUGCUGCAGGCAGCCGACUCCGAUGCCAGUUUAUCGCCAGCACACACCACAAUUGUCACCGUGCGACGGUCGAGUGCGCCAGCGUUGGUGCAACAAGGGCAGAAGGAGCAGGAGGAGAAUCACACUGAUAUUGUCAAUGAAACGGUAAUCAUUGAGCGUGACUAUCGUGCAUUGUAGUUGUAAGCACUAGUUUUCCAACUUACUCCACUUAGGGAGACUUCCAUCAUUAUUCUACUCAUAAACUCAUAUGUUUCGGAUUGGCUUUUACAAAUCAACAAUAUUUGAUAUUAAUAUUUGUAAUUAAAUUUGUAAACUCCAAAUGCAAUUAAUAUAAACUGAACGAUAAUUACUUUAACUACAA